AUGGCUCUGCGGGACGCCUUGUUUGAUAACAUGGGCCACGGUGCGUUGCACGAGGUCCUGGGGCCCAAGACCACUGGUACCUUGAACCUGCAUCGUCAGUUCCAAAGCCGUGGCAAUAUCGACUUUUUACUCACUCUCUCUUCCACGACCGGGGUUCUGGGUAAGAUCUCGCAGGCAGCGUACACCGUCGGGAGUGCCUUCCAGGAUGCACUCGCCAGGUAUUGUGUCAGUCAGGAUCUCCCUUCCACAGCCAUAGAUCUCGGUAUCGUCCGGUCUGUUGGCGCCAUUGCAGAUAUGAGAGACCUCACUCGGCAUCUUGAACGGCCAGGCUUCAGUGUCCAUAAAAAGGAUGACCUCCUGCAUCUCAUCCAGGCAGCUAUCCAGAGCUCACAAUCCCAAGCAACAUCCUUUGAGUAA
Molecule: messenger RNA, 417 nt
Organism: Aspergillus heteromorphus CBS 117.55
Lineage: Eukaryota; Fungi; Ascomycota; Eurotiomycetes; Eurotiales; Aspergillaceae
Product: KR-domain-containing protein
Exons: 1
Coding region: 1-417 (138 amino acids)
Biological process (GO): fatty acid biosynthetic process; secondary metabolite biosynthetic process
Molecular function (GO): fatty acid synthase activity
Source: RefSeq, a predicted model, not a curated record